Messenger RNA from Porites evermanni, 3554 nucleotides. The record is from the annotation of a GenBank genome assembly. Lineage: Eukaryota; Metazoa; Cnidaria; Anthozoa; Scleractinia; Poritidae.
UUUUGGCUCCAGCGCUUCGAGAAUUGUAUUCAGAGUUUUCUUUCAUUUUUAUCGCUAUUUACUUUAAGACUACAAUGUCCCAGUCUGUUGAUCGCCUCAGACAGUUAGAAGAGAUCGAGAAGGUUCGUGGAAUCAGUCCCAUUGGAGAAACGUUUUUUCAUGUAAAGGCUUGAGUCUUCUACACAUGGCACAUUUAAUUCAUUACUUACUUCAUGUUACUUCAUUUUAAGGAUAUCGUAAAAGUGAUCAGAAGCGCAGGAGAAACUUUAGAAGAGCUCUCUAAAGAGGCUCCUUCAGAGGACCGGAUCAACACAACAGCCACAAAGUUUCUGAAAUCAUUAGAGGUACAUUGUACAACUUCUUUAAGCAUAUUACAUUGGUGAAAGUUUGUACCAACUUACCUUCUUUUUCUUUUCACCUAGUAAUCGUGCCACCUUAUUAAGUGUCAAUUGAGAGUACAUUAAAAUUAGCCAUUUUAGGUCGAUUGCAGCCUACCACAGUGUCUUCCCCUUUCUCUACCCCCCUCCCAACCCCGAAAGGUCAGUGGCCAUCUACCAAUAACAUGGUUUGAAGUCCAGCAUUCUGCUGUGAACUCUAGCAGACAAAUAUCUAUGUUAUAGUAAACCCUUAUAGAUUAAAGUUUUUAGAUGUAGAUGUAGAUAAUCAGUAACUUUCUAAUGCUGACCAUCUCAUCUCACUUUCAUAGUAUUUUAGCCUGAGGAGAAACAGUGGAAACAUCACAACAUCACCACUGGUUCCCCUUUGAAAUGACUUCUGAGGAACAAGUCCAGAAUGUCCAUACUGAUGCUGUUUCACUACCCAGAUCUGGGUGGUGCUUCUGACAGGGGUGUAACAAUUAAUCGAAAUCUCGGUUAAUUGCAAUUAUGACCAUUCAGUUCAGUUCACGGUUCUUUGCUUCCACAUUUCAAUUUGGUUCGAUUAUAGUAGAAAAGUUGCCCUCACAACUUUAAAUACAACUACAAAAACCCUUAGUGUCAAAAUUUCUAGUGAAUUUUUUUCUCAAAUGAGCUAUUCUUUUUAAUAUAAAAUAACAGUUAUAAAAUGCUUUUCUAAUUGGUGUUUUUGACUGAGGAGUGAAGGAGUUCGCACACCAUUUUGUGUUGUGUGGUUAAAAUUUUGCCUUUCUACCACCCCUUGAGUGUUUCCAUGUGUCUGCUCCUUGUCAGUGUCACAUUCUCAAACAUCAUGCCGAACAAAGCAGUGCGGUUGAUGCCCCCUGGAAGUUUUCAAUCAUUUGGAAACAUUACGGCUUCCUUGUGAGUAAUGGUACAACAGAUUGGGUAAUCGAGUCGAAAUAUUCAAAAUUGAAAGACCAUAAUCGAAAUCGAAUCGAAUCAAAAGGUAUGUGAAUUGUUACACCCCUAGCUUCUGAUUGGUUGAAGCAAAUUUUCAACCAAUCAGAAGGACUGUCCAGAUCUGGGUAGUGACACAUUAUCAGCAUGGAAUUUCUGCAUUCAUUCCUGCAGACCUUCCAACCCCUAGACCAUGCAAAUCUGGAGUGUUUUAAAGGAAGGCCCCAAAACCUCGAGAUUGGGACCUCAAACCUGGAGCUCUCCAAAUAAUGUGUCAAAUAAAACCAAAAAAAUGAAGAUUAUUUUUGUCAUAGUAUUCUUUACCCUAUAGCUAUUAGAUAUGAUUUACUCCACUCACCUUUAAAUGUUAUAGGUUAAUUGGCUGUUCCAGCCGUGGAUUUUCUUUUCUUCGGAAGCUAAGGCCUUGAAUUCUUAGAGUCAGUUUCAGAUUCUGUUUCACUAUCCACAUCGAUAGGAUGUUUGAGUUUGCUAUAAGGCUUUCCCACACACCGUAGAUAACCUAUGUUUCACACUACACAGGAAUGAGGUUCGGAAUUGGACCCAGUUGUGAAUCACAACAUUCAUACCAGAAUUGUUUGGCAAUUUAAAGAUUUUCUAAUUCACCAUGAGAUUUGGGGCUAAAUCAUGAGAUUGUGAGACCCAUGUGAUGAGUUGACAGCCCAAGUCUGAUCCUGAGAUGUCAUUUAAACCAGUGGUGGUGUUGCAAAAGGUUGGCUGUUUUGUCAAUCUUAUAUCUUUCAAUCCCAGAACAGUACUACAGUCCUGUGAAUAUGUGACACCAGCAUAAGAAACUGUCAUAGUAAGAUCUUGUUACAAGUAUCGCAUGAAGUUGAGUUCCACUUUAAGGGUGUUGUAUAUUUCUGAUGGCUUGCUCUUUUUGUUUUUUGGAGAAUAACGACUUGUAAUUUAAAAAGACUCGCAUCUUUGUAGGGUGUAGAGAAAGGUCUGAGUGAACAAAUUGGAUACCUGACACAAGUCGCUACUGGUCAGCCACAUGAAGGAUCAACAUAUGGUGCUGAAAAGGUAUUUGAAGUUUAUUACAUGUAAGCUCCUCUGAUACCUCUCCCUAAAUUACAUUUUUUUUAGAGAUCUACUACAAGCUUAAAACUAGAACUCAUAACCUCUGUGUUUUGUGACGUUGAAAGUAUAAAGAAUAAAGGAACAGGUUUAUUUAUUUAUUUAUUUGUUUAUUUACAAACUUCACCAUGAGGCCUCCGGAAUACUCACAGAGCAAUUAAGCUCCACUAUGAGAUCCACAAAGGUUUACAUCAGUCAACUCUCUUUAAGAUGGACAUCUUUUGAUCCAGCACUAUUAAAGUGUCCAGAGUGAUGUCCUCGUUAUAGAAACUUCAUGAAACUGUUUUGUCCAAUCACAAUACCACUGCUAAAUACUUAUUAAUGAAACUAUUUAUUUGUUUAUGGACAUUUUGAUUAAAAUAAUAAUACUAUACAUUUUGUAUAAUGUGUUAUGUACUGUAGAUACUUUAUUAAGAAUUUAUUAUUUUAUUUAAUUUAUUUAGAUACUCAUUUUUGCUUUUUGAUUUUCCUUUUUUGUUUUUGUUUUUUGUUUAUUAUAGCUAAAUAUUUCUUUCCCUUUUUUCGCCUUCCCCCGCCUCGAUUAGAUUUUUUUUCUAUUUGUGAGGGAACCUUAAACGUUAAACUCUUUUGUAUUGUUGAUGUGUUCCUAAUGGAGAGUCAAAUAAAGGGAGUAAAAGAAAGCCAGGGACCAACUCAAGGUGUCUGUUUUACAGAGGUGUCCAUCUUUAAUUUGAAGUGUCUGUUAAGAAAGAGUCAACUGUAGACCUCAUCAUAAGGUUCCAAGUUAUUAGCAACUUUUAGUGACAUGGAUAGCUUUCAAUAAUAUUGAUGAACUUGCCAAACUUGAGAAAAUAUUUCAGCCUGUACUUGGUCUCCUCAGAGCUUUUCUGCAGUAUUUUGAUUUUGUAUGAAAGGAAUGCAUAUCUUACUCAGGGAUUAUUAGCCAAUCACAAGGUAUUUCUUGAGACAACAAUAAGUUCUAGAAGAUGACAUAUAUAUUUGCUUGCUAGGUGACAUAUAGUACGUUCCUUUUUGAAGUAGUGAAAGUGAUUAAUCUAAUCAAUGCCAUUUAUUUUUUUCUCCUUGCAGGAUUUUGAGCUGUUACGCUGUAGGACAAAGUCAGUUAAAAAUCAGUUGGUAGUUAUACGUGACCAAGGGACAAAUACAGCAUCACAAAGUUAA